UCAUUAUAUUUUCUUUUUAUCCUUCUUGCUUUCAUUUUCACAUUGCAUAACUAUAAAAAUCAUGUCUAAGCGAUCUAUUGCAUAUAGCGACGAGAAAGAUAAGUUGUUGUGUGAGAUUUUUUCGGAGCAUACUCAAGAUGCAAUUACGGGUCGAGGUCAAUCCAAGGAAGCUUUUUGGAAACGGAUUGUUGAAACAUUCAACGAUCAAAAUAAGAAGGAUAGUCAGUCUGAGGUUGCCUACUCACAUACGUUGAAGUCAUUGGAAAGUCGAUUUUCAUUGAUCCAAAACCAUUGUAGGUUAUUUCUUAGUUGUAUUAAAUAUACGGAGGAUUUGAAGAAAAGUAGAGCAUCUGAAAUCGACACGAUGAUGAUGGCAAGAGACAUGUUCAAGAAACAUCCAUCGGGGUCUAAAAGAGGAUUUCAGUUUGAUCACGUUUUUGAAAUUAUGAGUAAUUUAGAAAAGUUUAAAGACCAUAACGAACCUAGAAAUUUACAUAAAAGUUCUCGGCAAAAUUUUGCAGGUCACAUGUCAUUGUCGCAGGAGAACGCUACAUUUGAAUCUCCUAAACUUUUGGCAUUUACUAUGAAUUUAUCUGAUGAAAAUGUUGAAGGUGAAUCAUUUCGUUUCAAUGACAAGUUUGGCGACUCUUCUCACUUAUAAAAAAUAAAAGAACCCUAAACACUCAAGUGUUAGUCGAUAUAAAAAAAUUCCCUCAAAGAAAAUAUACAUUCAUUCCAUCUGUUAAAAUUAUAUAAGUUUGGUUGGACAGAAAAACUAAGAAAAUAACGAUAUUUUAAUUUUAAAAUGAAUUAGAUAAUAAAGUAAAAUGAAAUUGUGAGAGUAUUAUAAAAAAUUUAUUAAAAAUUUGAUAAAAAAUAAUAAGAUACAUGGAAAAAAUAGUUGUAAAUUAGUUGUGAAGUAAUUGUAACAAAAUUAUGGAUGGAUAAAAUUAUUUACUAUAAAUAUAUAGUCCAUAAUUUUAGCGGACAACCAAAAAAAUAAAUAGUUAUAUAAUUAUGGGUGACGGAUAGAGUAAUUUUUAUUUCCCCAACCAAAAAACACCAUUUUCCUCCCAAAUUCUCUUGUAAAUACAAUAUUUGAUACAAUUAGAUGCAGUAAAAUAUUUUUUUUGAAAUAUUUUAAAUAUCCAAUCUAGAUUUGAGAUCUGUUUUACUCUUAUUUUGAUAAUUAAUAUAAUGUAAUUUUUGAAUUUUUGUAAAAUAUUAUCGCAUGGUAUCAGAGCAUUAGGUCUUAAAUUCGAGUCUCAUCGUUCCCCAUUUAUCGUCGUUCACGUGCAAGUUUUGUAGCGUUUAUACCCGAGCACGUGAGGGGGCAUAUUGGCAUAUUGGUUUACUCACGUUUGUAAAUAAAUAAACAAAUGAUGCGUAUCUCUAAUUGUUUAAACUUUUUAGUUAAAACUUUUAAAUGGGGUGAUUAAUAUACUAACCCGUGUUUCUUCAAGUACAUUCAACAUAAAUGUAUUCGGAGAUCUCCAAAAUUUGAGAGUGUCUCUAGUUGUUAGUCUUUAUGUUUAGAGUAUUAGUUUCCAUUUGCAUUUGAACUUGAGAGUACUAUUUGCGUAUAUAUCUGUGAUCCAUAUGUCAUGUUUCUCUAGAGCUAUAUAUCCGACUGCACUGAGAGUCUCAUUGUUUCUGACUCUGUUAUGAGUCAUGUUGUUUUCGACUCUGUGGAGAGUUCCGCCGUUUUCGGCUCCGGUGAGAGUUCUAUCGUUUUUUACUCAUUUGAAAGUCUUGUUGAUUUUGACUCUAAUUCAGUUGAAAACAUUAUUUCUGGUUUUGACACGGUGGAGCGGCGGAAGCAACGACGGACAAGCAACUGUUAUAUUCGUUUUCGUUUGAAAUAUUUUAAAUAUUUAGUUUAGAUUUAAAUUUGGUAUUAUUUAUUGAUUACGUUCUUUAGGUUGCUUAGAUUUGAAUUUAUGACUUUAUUUUAUGGUGAUAUAUAGGCUCUUAUUAAAUCGGUCAAUAUAACGCAAUUUUUAGUUUUUGUAAAUUAUUCUCACCAUUCUCACCUCCACAUAAUUACAUUCACAAACCAAACAACUUUUUAUGAAUUAAAAUCAUCAACCAUAAGAGUACCUAGCGAACUCAUAUGAUGGAGAAUCACGGAAGGUGAAAAUAACAUCACCUUCUUCAUAGAAUUCCGGUAAGUCGCGGUAAGGCGAAAAAGUCAUCUUGAUUCUAGCCAGUUUCCUCGAGACAAAGCCCCGGAAAAGAAAUCGAGGGUGAAGGACUUCGGCGCCAUUAAGUUCAAGUUCGAACUUCAAACUUAGAAAUCAUGUAGAGUGAUUUAUAUCUUUGUUAAAAUAUAUCCAUUUUUUAUUGUCUUUUAAAUUUAUGCGAUGUUUAUUUAUAAUAAAAUACUGGAAAAAAAAUAAAAAAUAGCUCGAUUGAAAUCAUAAGCAAUUAAUUUUUUUAGUUUUAAUAUAAACAGUUCAUUAAUUUUAGAUACCAAUAUAAAUAAUUUUAAUUACUUUUAAGAACUAAUUGAACACGGUGUUAACUUAGAAAUUGUAAAAGAACAUGGCGUCGUCUAAGAGUGUCCAUUCCAAGU
Molecule: messenger RNA, 2575 nt
Organism: Andrographis paniculata
Lineage: Eukaryota; Viridiplantae; Streptophyta; Magnoliopsida; Lamiales; Acanthaceae
Exons: 2
Coding region: 62-661 (199 amino acids)
Source: RefSeq, a predicted model, not a curated record